CAUCCAUAGCUCUGGCCUAUAUUUGCAAUUGUCCAGAUUCUCCAAGCAACAUUCGCUUCCUUUCUUUCUUUAAUUUCUCAACUGCCAAAUUAUCUAGGCGCAUUCGUCCACCGCCGACAAGAGACUGCCAGCAGUUUUGACCUUCGACACGUCGUCCUCAUCUACUCUUCAUCGCGGCCCGCUUGACUUGAAACCCGUGCUCCUUGAAUAGUGAGAAUACAUCUUGGCCUGAGCUUAUUGGUCGCGCAUGGUUUUAGCCCGCCAGUCCGUUGAUGAUAUCAACUUGGGAACCCGCCCUCCAGAACCUCCAGAAAAACGGGCCCGGUCAUCUUCGCCUGUCAAGAAAAGACGGCCUACGCAAGACUGGACCUCCUUGACACGCUCUGCUGAUGGGUCUCUAGAUAGGCUUUUUUCGACGACGUCUCUCAGCCAUGACCAAUUGAUGCGCUUCUCAAACUCGGAUAUUUCGGAACGUUUACACAUCAGCAAAGCAGGGUAUGCCAUCCCGAUUCCUUUUCAAAUUCAGUUUCCUCCGCGCCUAAGAAAGUCCGCCUCGUCGCCGCUCCUUUCGAAGGACUCCAUGGGUCUGGGCGCACUGCCAAGGCUUGUAUUUACGGGUCUGUCAUAUGAACCUGUAACAUCGAAUAUGGCGGUCAGCUCUGCACUCGAACAAGGCUUCUCGAUUCCAAGGCCAUUAAGCUCUGAAAAGCCACCUUCCGUGAUUACAAGCAGAAAAAAAGUAUCUGCAUUUGUACAAAAGACCUCUUCCGAUCAACAAGACCAACUCAGUAUGAUCGAGGAAACAUACAACUCCGGCGAUUCGAGAUCCUCAAGCUACCAUUCAAAGAAACUCCCAUCAGUUCCUAGCCCGAUACUGCAAUCACAGGCUUUAAGCCCUGUUCCUACCCCUCAAACACACAAGGCGCAUACAUCGCAAGUGAGCUCAACCAAGUCUCCAACUACCACAAGCACAACAGUGGGGAUAAAAAAUAGCAAUAAUCUAACACGUGAAUAUUGGGCUCCUGGAGACCUCAAUACGGUAGUACAGCAGAACAAAUCCUCACAUUUGCCGGAGGAGCGAAAGCUCAAAUCGAAUAACGCCAUCGAUGCAUUCCAAGUUCAAAUGCCACAAAUGAAGCAGCUAGACACGGUUCAUAUGUCUGCAAACACAUCAAGUGGUACCCACAGAAUACUUCGCCCGAACAGACUGUCUGGUAUUGCCGUCUUUCAACAUAAUUUUUGCACAGAUACCUCUCCAAGGCUCAAAAUCGAUAGGCGGGAGUUUUCAGACGCUUCAAAAGUCUCUUCGGUUAGCUCUCUCAAUUCCGUUGCAGACAAUCUUAAUUUUAAUCACGUGUACAUGCUGAGUCCUAACUCCAAGGGAGAUGUGAGAGUGUCCAAACACCUCGUUGACUCAAUGCUCGAAAGCAAGCCCCGCAAUCGCAAUCCAAUGUCCCUUUCCCAAUUGACGCCGACUCCCGCUUCGCUGCCGCUACCUGUGAAUAAAAACAUGGAUGACUCCCUCGCCAAAGCAUCUGGGAAUUCGAGCCAGCAUAAGCUCAAAAUGUCUGGUUCCGAAUCACAAUACAAGCAUGCGAAACAAGUCUCAGCUUCAAAAGAAUGCAAUAAACAAAAAGAGGUGCAUUCGCAUGAUGAUGAGCUCCAUCCAGAAUCCGCAUCAAAAUUAUCAUAUGUUGUGAACCUGAAGAGUGAACCCGAAGAAACCCCUGGAAUCAGUGCUCCGGACGACAAUGUAGGGGCGGGCAUUGGAUUUCACUUUCCCAACAACGACUCGAAUGCUACAAACAGUAACGAAGUAAAGAGCAAAAUGCGAAUACAGAGACACCGUACGAGAGGGUCUGCUCGUAGCAGUAUUCUUUCUGGCGGAAAGAUCGAGAUACCUGACCUUGACGAUUUGAUAUGGAAAAAUGGCGCCAGCGGUAACCAAUUAUUGGCCGGUGAAGGUCAAACUGAACCUCUUCAAAUUCCAGGCCUGGGUGCCAAGGCGCACUUGAAAACUGUCUUAAGAGACAGGUCUUUUGACUCAGACAGUGAUUCAUCGUUCAAUUCUCAGUUUUCGAAGCUUCAAUCUCAAAGUGAAGCGGAAAAGAACCCCCUUCCUGUCAAGUCUCGGGGAACAAUAUCCUCUGCUUCAUCCCCGGUUCGUCAUUCGCGCCACAGAUCGAUGUACAAUAUCGAUUUUGAUUAUGAAAGCAUAACGAGUCCUCAAAAAAGUCACAAUCGUUCUAAAUCAAACGCGUAUGUUGACUCUUUGAGUGGUUCAUUUGCUGAAAUUCGCUUAGCAAAUUCACCUCGACAAUACCGACGUGCUAAUACUAAAAGACCCGACAGUCUCAUGGCCUCUUUCAGGAUUCCCGAAAAAGAAGAAUUGACAGGAAAUUUCGAGAACUUAGACAUCAAAGUGAACGAACCUCCAAAGAGAGUGUCGUAUGCAAUCGAUUUCAAAGCCAGGGAUGCCAACCCCCUUGAAAGUCCGACUUUUCCUUCUCUAGUGGUCUCUCAAGAUUAUUAUCUGAGUCUCAAAAAAAGGCAGUAUUCACCGUCUCACGCUUCCUCUGGGCAGUAUACACCUAAAUUGUCUGAGGGCACGUCGAGUUUCCAAUCAAGUAAGACAGGGAGGGGUACCGAAUCUACUGCACCAACCGAAAACGAUAAUGUAGUCAUAGAUUUGACCAAGGAAAAGUAUAACGUUUGCGUGGUCAACAGAAAUGACUCGGUGAUUUCCUACAGAUCAACGAUAGAAAAAACUAAGGACGGGAAGAAUGUUGAAGUAGUUCUCGUGGAUGAAGAUGAGGACCAAAAUGACAGGGGGGCGAGGGAAGAAAGGGACGAUUUACUGAGCAUUUACUCGACAUAUAUGACUAAUUGGGACGACCGGGGCAAAGUUCACCACCCACGACACUCAACGGAAGCUUUCUCUGCUGGCCUUUCUCGGGAACCGUCAACGCGGUCAGAUAAUUCCGAAGUUAGUGAUGUUCUGACACAAAGCUGGACAGCAUCCUCUGAGUCUAAUUUUCAUGUUAAAUCCAUAGCGUCCAUUCGAAGGGAGCAGGCAUACCAGACGAACCCGGUUUAUAAAACAAAACCACAUGGUGAUGCACUUCUAAGAAAGGGAACUACCAGCAGAAAGCCUUUGAAUGCUCGCCAGGAUGCCAGCUAUUUCGAUUAUUCGUCGAAAGAUGCUUAUUACAUGAGACAGCAAUCUCAACGUUAGUCGUCUUUUUAAUCUUUUUUUUUUUUUCAAAUAUGAGAAAUUUAAUUUAGGCCAACUUCGUUA
Messenger RNA from Metschnikowia bicuspidata var. bicuspidata NRRL YB-4993, 3298 nucleotides. RefSeq lists its product as uncharacterized. Lineage: Eukaryota; Fungi; Ascomycota; Pichiomycetes; Serinales; Metschnikowiaceae. Bases 248 to 3235 code for a protein of 995 amino acids. The transcript has a single exon. The record is from RefSeq and is a predicted model, not a curated record.